AUGGCUUUCUCCCAGGUGCAGUGCCUGGAUGACAGCCACGUCAACUGGAGGUCCAGCGAGUCCAAGCCUGAGUUCUUCUACAGCGAAGAGCAACGGCUGGCCCUGGAGGCACUGGCCUCCCGCGGCCCUGACGCCUUCUAUGAGGUCCUCAAGAAGGAGAACAUCAGGGACUUCCUCUCUGAGCUGGAGCUAAAGAAGAUCCUGGACACGCUGGAGACGUACGACCCCGGUUCCGAGUACAUCCCGCGCCACGGCAGCAGCGCUGGUGAGAGCGAAGGCGAUCACAACAGCCAAGGGGACGAGCAGGAGGUGGCCCCUUCCCUGGAGUACUGGCCCCAGAGGUCCGACCGCUCCAUCCCCCAGCUCGACCUGGGCUGGCCCGAGACCAUCGCCUACCGUGGGGUCACCCGUGCCACCGUCUACAUGCAGCCGCCCAUCGAGGGGCAGGCGCACAUCAAGGAGGUGGUGCGGAAGAUGAUCUGCCAGGCUCAGAAGGUCAUUGCAGUGGUCAUGGACAUGUUCACCGAUGUAGACAUCUUCAAGGACCUCCUGGACGCAGGCUUCAAGAGAAAAGUGGGUGUCUACAUCAUUUUGGACGAGACCAACGUGAAGCACUUCCUUCAGAUGUGCGAGCGAGCCCAGAUGCACGCCGGACACUUGAAGAACCUGCGAGUCCGAAGCACGGGGGGGACAGAGUUUUUCACGCGCUCGGCUACCAAGUUCAAGGGGGCUUUGGCCCAGAAGUUCAUGUUUGUGGACGGGGACCGGGCGAUGUGUGGAUCCUACAGCUUCACCUGGUCUGCGGCGAGGACGGACCGAAACGUCAUCACGGUCCUCUCGGGCCAAGUGGUGGAGGCGUUCGACAAGCAGUUCCAGGAGCUCUACCUCAUGUCCAAGGGGGUGAGCCUCAAGUCCAUCUCCAUGGGUGAAGAGCCCGAACCCGAGCCCGUCACGCUGCCCUCUGUCGUGCCGGUGACGCCCGCCAACGCCGUGGUAAAGAAGCUGAUAAACCCUAAAUACGCCCUGGUGAAGGCCAAGAGCGCCGACCAGAUCAGCAAGACUUCAUCCGAGAACCAGGAGAAAAACCAGAAGACAGACAACAAAGGCAAAGCCCAGCCCGAGGGCCAGGCGGGUGACAAGCACGGUGACGUGGCAGACCUCUCCCUGCUCAUCCACCCCGGCCUCCUGAACCUGGAGAAAGCCAACAUGUUUGACUAUCUGCCCACCUGGGUCGAGCCCGACCCCGAGCCCGGGAGCGAAGUUUUAGGCUACAUCAACAUUAUUGACCCCAAGAUAAAGAACGUGAAGCUCUCUCAGAUGAACCGCAUCAAAGUCUGUGACGUCUCCCAGGCCAGCGCCCAGCACCGGCAGAUGCUCAAGAACAGGGAGAUGGAAAACAAGAAAAACUCAGACCAAGAGCUACCCUUGGUAUCUCCCUGCCAAAGACAGGCCUCCAUGGAAGCACCUGCAGCCCCCGCUGCCAGCCCUAUAGAUGGUGCCAGCUGGGCAGCAAAGCAAGCAGGAACAUUUGCCACUUCACCGUUGGGCCACCGCUUGAAGCCACCAGAGGAGACAUUGGGGGACAUCAAGCCCCCAGUCCCAAAGCCAAGAACCAUCCCCUUCGGCAUCCUUGUGACCAAAGUCAUUACGCCCUGUGACAGUGGCACUGUCCCCGAGGGUGACACUCAACCACUGCCAGCUGACCACGCGGGUGCGAAGCAGGAACCGGAGGAGAACCCCAACAGAGCUUCACUGGAGACCCACCACCUCCAGCCAGAGCGGCCGGUGGCAGGGCCACAGGAGGACCAAGGGCCUCCCUGCACCCAUAAUGGGCUGGGAGAAGAGGAGGAGGAGGAGGAAGAGGAGUACAUCACUCUCAGUGACCAGGAGAGCUACUCCAGCAGCUCUGCUGACCACAGCUACCGCCGCUCCAAUGCCUCCUCCAUCUCCGACGAGUACUUCGAGGUGAGGGAUCGUUACGGACCGCUCCGGAGAACCAACUCGGACGUCACCCACAACGGGGAGAUCCUUCCCAUACAGAGGAAGCUCAGUGACCCUCACAUCAGCCGAGGCACCUUCCUCAGCCCCCUUGGCAGCCUCCCAUCCCUGAAACACGUCCGCCUGGAGGACGUGGCGAAGAGGAGGAGCAACGCCGUGGAGAUCAGGUGUGUGCUGCCCCGCACCAUCCUGGAUGGCAACAGCUCCUACCCCAGCAGUGCCGCGCAGGGGACACACAUCUACCGCUACCAACCCAGGAACCCUGCAGGCAGAGAACAAGGCAAGGAGGUCUCCUGCUCCCCGACACACGAGAAAACCCCUGGGGCCACCAAAUACAGAGGGGAUGGAGCCGAACCCAAAAAGACCGUUGCAGGCAGCCAGCCAUACUGGCAGAGCAAAGCCUUCAGCCCCAGCAAGCCCACGCAGCCCGGCCACCUCUCACCGAGCAACCCCAGAGCAUCAAGCAAACGCUUAAUCUCCCUGCCGGAGAGCCAGAAGACAACCGAGGAGAUGAGGACACCCCUCGGCAUCCCGCUUUCCAAACUGUCCCAGUCCAAGCACCUCAAGAACAGGGUUGCGGGAGCCCCGGGUGCUUCUAGUGACCCCAAAAAGAAGCCUCCCGAGACCACCAGCCAGAAGGAGCACUAG
Molecule: messenger RNA, 2646 nt
Organism: Apaloderma vittatum (bar-tailed trogon)
Lineage: Eukaryota; Metazoa; Chordata; Aves; Trogoniformes; Trogonidae
Gene: SACK1G
Product: family with sequence similarity 83, member G
Exons: 5
Coding region: 1-2646 (881 amino acids)
Biological process (GO): BMP signaling pathway
Cellular component (GO): cytosol; nucleus
Source: RefSeq, a predicted model, not a curated record